AUGCCUAGAGGUGGCCACUUAUACCCGUUACCUACGAACUUAAGGUUCAUAUUUUUUUAUAAUGUGUGUGCAACUACGCUAUGGUUUUGUUGUUUAGGAAGGUUUCUUAUACUAUUACCAUUAGUUGGUAGAAGGUUUCUUCCAGGAGGCAUAGCGGAUUUCUUUCAUGUGGUGGCGAUACUACCAUUUGUUGGUUUUGCUAUUUACAAGUCGAUGAUUGAUACCAGCAUCUCAAAGAAGGACUUUUGGCCAUUUUUCAAUUCAGUGAAAAUGAUCUGGAUCUGUUAUGGGGUCAUAUUUCCACAUCCAAAGAUAGCCAAACAUACAUCUUACUCUUUGAUAAUAUUCUCGUGGUGUAUUACAUAUUUGAUCAGUUUCAGUUACUACGGAUUCAAGGUCAAAACUCGAAGAUCUCCCCAUUGGCUUUUUUGGGCCCAGUAUCAUAACUUUUUCUUAACAUUCCCUCUUGCAUUUACUGGUGAGUUAGUAAUUAUAUUUCUUAGUCUUGGAUUUGUUGAGCCUCAAUGGCAUGAAAUUUUUAUAAAGGCCACCUUGUUAGGUUAUAUCCCAAUUGGUUAUUUUAUGUGGGGGCAUUUAUAUGAUAGAAAAGAAUUGAAAUUUGAUCUAGCAAUGGAAAAAAGAAGACAAGGAAGAGCUGCUCAGAAUCAACGUAAUUCAAAUGAUGCUAAUCAAGCACCUGUGGUUGUCAAUGAUGCCCAACAACAUCCAUUGAGAGAAUCCACUAGUCGUGCUGAUGCUUGA
This is a messenger RNA of Hyphopichia burtonii NRRL Y-1933, 762 nucleotides long. RefSeq lists its product as uncharacterized. Gene Ontology annotation, cellular component: endoplasmic reticulum membrane. The transcript has a single exon. Bases 1 to 762 code for a protein of 253 amino acids. Gene Ontology annotation, biological process: fatty acid elongation; sphingolipid biosynthetic process; very long-chain fatty acid biosynthetic process. Gene Ontology annotation, molecular function: 3-hydroxyacyl-CoA dehydratase activity. The record is from RefSeq and is a predicted model, not a curated record. NCBI's taxonomy places the organism in Eukaryota, Fungi, Ascomycota, Pichiomycetes, Serinales, Debaryomycetaceae.